Molecule: messenger RNA, 1425 nt
Organism: Triticum aestivum (bread wheat)
Lineage: Eukaryota; Viridiplantae; Streptophyta; Magnoliopsida; Poales; Poaceae
Exons: 10
Coding region: 211-1005 (264 amino acids)
Molecular function (GO): nucleic acid binding; RNA-DNA hybrid ribonuclease activity
Source: RefSeq, a predicted model, not a curated record
ACCUCCGUCGGCCGUCUCCCCUGUUCUCCCGUCCCAAACCUCUUCUCUUCGCCUUUCAAAAAAAAAAAAACCCUCUUCUCUUCGGCCCUUCCCACCGAAACGCGGCUGCCACCUCGAAGCCCGACCACCGGGCUUGCUGUCCUAUGGAAGAAGGCAGUGACUAUUAUGUUGUCAAGAAAGGGGACAUGGUUGCUGUUUAUGAAACUUUAAAUGAUUGCCAGGCGCAAAUUUGCUCUUCGUGCCUACAAGGGUUACUGCUGGAGCAAAGAAAAGGCAGAAUACUUCUCUUCACGUGGACUAAUCAAUGCUUCGUAUACAAUCAGUGCAGCUGAACUUAGGGAAGAUUUAUUGGGUGCCCUUGUGCCCUGCACUUUCCAGGAGGUAACUGCUACUAGUUCAAAUCAACGAGCUCCAAAUCUGUCCACCCUCGGCAGUGAUAUAAGAUAUCAACCUGGCAUCCAUAAUGAUAUGAAAUAUGAGCCUGGGACAAAACCUGUGGAUCUGAAUUAUAGUGUCGCUGGAUCUGGUCAAACUCAAGGUUACUCAGUUCAGGAGCAUGCAUUUAGCGGGCAGGAAGCCAAACCAAGGUCCUCCAGUUAUUCCUCGCCAAAUAACCUUAACCACACUGGAGCUUUUGAUGCACAACCUGUCUCAAAACAAUACAUAUCUCGACUUCGUGAGGGUCUUGGUGUUGUUACCAAUAAUGUUGCCGAGUACCGGGGCCUUAUCUUAGGACUGAAAUAUGCCAUCAGGCUUGGAUUCAAGAGAAUCAAAGUAUAUGGUGACUCUCAACUAGUCUGUUAUCAGGUGAAAGGUACAUGGCAAGCAAAGAAAGAGAAUAUGAUGGAACUGUGCAAAGAAGUGAGAAAACUUCAAGAGAACUUCAUCUCUUUUGAGGUCCACCAUGUGCGACGGGAAUGGAACUCUGAGGCGGAUCGCCAGGCAAACAUAGCCAUCACCCUCGCAAGCGGCGCGGUUUCUGAGGGGCGUGGCGACGGCUUCUGAGCUUGUGACAGUAGCCUUGUCCGACUAUAACUAGUCUAUGUAUUUAGUUAACAGUAGUCUUACCCUAAAAAGAAGUUAACAGUAGUCUGUGUUGGAGUGGUUAUCUGUGUCCAUUUUCUUGUAUUUGAACCUGGUUCUCUGUCUGCAUUUGAAUGUGAUGCACUGUGCUUCUCCUUGUUGCUUAUUACUGGUUGGGCCUCUUUUGGACAAUCAGGUAGCUUUCUUGCCGUAAACUUCCAUUCGAUGGCCUUUAAUGUUAGACAGUUUUAUGUAUAUACAUGUGCACUUGUGUAAAACCCUACAUUCUAGGAUCUGUAACAGCCGCCCUGGCCUGCGUGCCGCCUCUCAAGGGCUCCCUCCUGUAUAUGAUGUACCAUUGUAACUGAUCCUAGUCAUUGAAUCAAGAGUAAUUCACUCCAA